AUGAUACCGGAACUGGGGAGAAGACCGAUGCAUAGAGGUAACCAAGAUUCAUCUUUUGGGGAUGAUUAUGAGCAAGAGAUUGGUGUAUUGCUCGGUGAGCAGCAGCGACGCCAAGAAGAAGCUGAUGAGCUUGAGCGAGACCUUAACUUGUAUAGAAGUGGCUCUGCUCCACCGACUGUAGAUGGUUCUGUUAGUGCUGCUGGAGGGCUUUUUAGCGGCGGCGGCGGAGGUGGGACUCCUUUUUUGGAGUUUGGUGGGGGGAAUAAGGGUAAUGGGUUUGGUUGUGAUGAUGAGGAGCUUAGGAAAGAUCCGGCUUACUUGUCUUAUUACUAUGCUAAUAUGAAGUUGAAUCCGAGGUUGCCACCGCCUUUGAUGUCUAGGGAGGAUUUGAGGGUUGCUCAGAGGCUUAAAGGGAGUAGCAACGUGAUAGGUGGUGUUGGGGAUAGGAGAAAAGUUAAUGAUAGUAAAUCUUUGUUCUCUAAGCCACCUGGUUUUGAUCAGAUGAAGCAGCGUGACUUCGAGCCUGAGAAAACUAGUGCUUCUUCUUCUGAGUGGGAUGCUAACGGAUUGAUUGGUUUGCCGGGUUUGGGGCUUGGAGGCAAGCAGAAGAGCUUUGCUGAUAUGUUUCAGGCUGAUAUGGGGCAUGGAAAUCCUCCCGCAAAGCAGCCGUCCCGUCCUGCAAGUCGUAAUGCCUUUGAUGAAAAUGCCGACUCUAAGAAUAAUCUGUCUCCAUCUGCAUCACAAGGAGGCAUUGGUGCACCAUCUCCAUACAGCUAUGCAGCUGUACUGGGCUCUUCUUUAUCCAGAAAUGGAACUCCAGAUCCACAGGCCAUUGCUAGGGUGCCUAGUCCCUGCCUUACUCCCAUUGGGAGUGGGAGAGUGAGUUCAAAUGAUAAGAGGAACACAAGUAACCAUAGCCCGUUCAACGGUGUCACAACUGGUCUCAACGAGUCUUCUGAUCUUGUCAAUGCUUUAUCUGGCAUGAACCUGUCAGGCGGUGGCGGGUUAGAUGAACGGGAUCAGGCUGAGCAAGAUGUCGAAAAGGUCAGGAACUAUAUGUUUGGACUGCAAGGUGGGCACAAUGAUGUCAAUCAACACGUUUUUCCAAACAAAUCUGACCAAGCCCAUAACGGUACUGGUUCUUGGAAGAAUCCACAAUUGCGAGGGUCACAGGGAUCUGCCUAUAAUGAUGGAGGUGGACUGGGUGGACUUGCUACUCCUUACCAGCAUCUUGAUAGCGCGAACUAUUAUUUGAACAAUUAUGCACUAAAUCCAGCUGUAGCUUCUAUGAUGGCUAGCCAACUUGGAACUAAUAACUAUUCUCCAAUGUAUGAAAAUGUUUCUGCAGCAUCUGCUAUGGGAUUUUCUGGAAUGGAUUCCAGACUUCAUGGCGGAGGUUAUGUAUCUUCUGGCCAAAACCUCUCUGAAUCACGUAAUUUUGGCAGGUUCAGUAAUCGAAUGAUGGGAGGAGGUGCUGGUCUGCAGUCACAUAUGGCAGACCCAAUGUAUCAUCAGUAUGCUGAUUCACUUGAUCAUCUGAAUGAUCCGUCAAUGGACAGGAUCUUUAUGGGUAAUUCAUACAUGGGUAUGCUUGAACUCCAGAGGGCUUAUCUUGGAGCUCAGAAUUCACAGUAUGGUGUCCCUUACAAAUCCGGUAGCCCUAACAGCCAUAGCGAUUAUGGGAGUCCAACAUUUACGUCUAAUAUGUCUUAUCCUGGCAGCCCAUUGGCUCAUCAUCUUCUGCCAAAUUCUCUUGUAUCACCUUGUAGCCCAAUGAGACGAGGUGAAGUUAAUAUGCGAUAUCCAUCUGCAACAAGAAACUAUUCGGGUGGGGUAAUAGGUUCUUGGCACAUGGAUGCUUGUUUGGAUGAAGGUUUUGGAUCUUCAAUGCUUGAAGAGUUCAAAAGUAACAAAACAAGAGGAUUCGAACUUUCUGAAAUAGCUAGCCAUGUCGUAGAGUUCAGUUCGGAUCAAUAUGGAAGCCGGUUUAUUCAGCAGAAACUUGAGACAGCAACAACUGAUGAGAAAACCAUGGUUUAUGAGGAGAUCAUGCCUCAAGCUCUUGCCCUGAUGACUGACGUUUUUGGCAACUAUGUGAUUCAGAAGUUCUUUGAGCAUGGACUCCCGCCUCAGAGGAGAGAAUUGGCAGAUAAACUCUUUGACAAUGUUUUGCCUCUUAGCUUACAGAUGUAUGGUUGUCGUGUUAUCCAGAAGGCAAUUGAGGUGGUUGAUCUGGACCAGAAAAUUAAAAUGGUGAAAGAACUUGAUGGACAUGUGAUGCGAUGCGUACGCGAUCAGAAUGGGAACCAUGUGGUUCAAAAGUGCAUUGAAUGUGUGCCUGAAGAAAACAUUGAAUUUAUUAUUUCCACUUUCUUUGGCAAUGUUGUGACCCUCUCCACUCACCCAUACGGGUGUCGUGUUAUUCAGAGGGUAUUGGAACACUGCCAUGAGCCUGAUACACAGAGUAAGGUUAUGGACGAAAUCAUGGCCACUGUUAGUAUGCUGGCCCAAGAUCAGUAUGGAAACUAUGUUAUUCAGCAUGUAUUGGAGCAUGGAAAGCCUGAUGAGCGCACUGCAAUAAUCAAGGAAUUAGCGGGGAAGAUUGUUCAGAUGAGCCAGCAGAAGUUUGCGUCGAAUGUUGUUGAGAAAUGUUUGACUUUUGGAGGUCCAGAAGAACGGGAAUUGCUGGUGAAUGAAAUGCUGGGCACAACUGACGAAAACGAGCCUCUUCAGGCGAUGAUGAAGGAUCAGUUUGCCAACUAUGUAGUGCAGAAAGUUUUAGAGACAUGUGAUGACCAACAGCGUGAGCUGAUACUUACUCGUAUUAAAGUGCAUCUUAAUGCUUUAAAGAAAUACACUUAUGGAAAGCAUAUCGUUGCUCGUGUUGAAAAACUCGUUGCUGCUGGAGAGAGGAGAAUGGCUCUGCAGUCCCUAACCCAGCCUCAGUUGGCGUAAGGCCACACGUGUUGUACAGCUUAACUAGGGUGGAUGGCUCUCCCAUAGCGUUUUGAGAAUUAGGGUAAGAUCUAAACCGGAAAUAAUCUGCGGGGAAAAUUGUGAAGGAGAGCUUUGUUUUCUCUGCAAAAUCUGUAAAAUUGUGUAGUUGCUUACGGUUUUCGAUACAUAGAACCAAACAUCCCACUUUAGGCUGAUGAGUGAGAGAGACUAAAUGCAGAGAAAUGGUGUAAAGAUGGGUUGAUAAAUGUUGAGGAUAUUAGGGUUUCCUUCACACAAGAGAAUGGCUGUUUCAUUGCCAUAUGUGUAGAAGUGAGAAUGUGUUCAUGCUUUUAGGACAAUCCCAGUUUUUAGUGUUUCUUUUUUUCGUUCUCCAUCUAUGUAAUUUUUGUUUCAUCAAACUCUUGUUUCCUAUUUCGAUGAACUCUUUCGUUUCUGUAA
This is a messenger RNA of Camelina sativa (false flax), 3396 nucleotides long. NCBI's taxonomy places the organism in Eukaryota, Viridiplantae, Streptophyta, Magnoliopsida, Brassicales, Brassicaceae. The record is from RefSeq and is a predicted model, not a curated record.